Aphidius gifuensis is the source of this 2476-nucleotide messenger RNA. Its product is annotated as sodium-coupled monocarboxylate transporter 1-like. The record is from RefSeq and is a predicted model, not a curated record. The transcript is spliced from 6 exons. Gene Ontology annotation, molecular function: symporter activity. Gene Ontology annotation, biological process: sodium ion transport; transmembrane transport. Bases 17 to 1900 code for a protein of 627 amino acids. Lineage: Eukaryota; Metazoa; Arthropoda; Insecta; Hymenoptera; Braconidae. Gene Ontology annotation, cellular component: membrane.
UCCAUAUAUAACAAAAAUGAAGCAACAAUAUAUUUUAAUAAUAUUUAUCAUUGGAAUAUCACUGUCAUCAGCUGAAUUAUCAAAAACAAAUGAACAACAAAAACAAUGUAAUGACAACAAUCCAGUAAUAAUUAAUUUUUUUUCAUGGAUUGAUUAUACUGUAUUAUCAAUAAUGCUUAUUGUCUCGUGUCUUAUUGGUACAUUUUAUGGUUUUCUAUCAUCAAAACAAGAAACAAAUAAUGAUUUUUUACUUGGUGGUUCACAUAUGGGCACUAUACCAAUGGCAAUGUCAUUGGCAGCAAGUUUUAUAACAGCUAUUGAAUUACUUGGUAAUCCAGCUGAAAUGUAUGGACAGGGUACACAAUUUUGGAUGACAUGUUUAUCAUUUAUAAUUGUUGUUCCAAUAACAUCAAAAUAUUAUUUACCAGUUUAUAUGAAAUUACGUUUAACAUCAAGUUAUGAAUAUCUUAAUUUAAGAUUUCAUAAACAUUGCAGAUUAUUAGCAAGUUUACUUUACAUGAUUCAAAUGGUACUUUAUACAUCAGUUGCUGUUUAUGCACCAGCAUUAGCACUCAGUCAUGUUACUGGCUUGGAUACUUAUAUUGCAGUAACACUAGUUUAUGUUGUUUGUAUAUUUUACGCAUCUCAGGGCGGAAUGAAAGCAGUUAUAAUGACUGAUACAUUUCAAGCAAUAAUACUAAUGUUAUCAUUAUUUAUAAUUGUUUUAUUGGGAAUAAAUGAUAUUGGUGAUUUUAUGGAUAUAUGGAAUAAUAGUAAAAAUACAAAUAGAAUUGAAUUUUUUAAUAUUGAUCCAAAUUUAACAGUACGUCAUAGUUUUUGGAGUGUUGUUAUUGGUGGUUCAUUUUAUUGGGCAACAAUGUUUUGUAGUAACCAAUCAUCAAUACAAAAAUAUUUAAGUGUCCAAAAUUCUUCACAAGUUAAAAAAGCAUUGUGGGUAUCAGCAAUAAGUUUAAUAAUAAUAUAUACAGUAAAUUUUAUAACUGGAAUGAUACUUUAUACUGUUUACAAAGAUUGCGAUCCACAAAAAGCUGGUUAUAUAACAAAAUCAGAUCAAUUAUUGCCACUUUAUGUUAUAAAUAUUAUGGGUAAAUAUCCAGGUAUACCUGGUUUAUUUGUUGCUGGUAUAUUUGCUGCAUCAUUGGGUACAGUUGCAAGUGCACUUAAUUCAUUAGCGGCAAUAACAUGUGAAGAUAUAUUUCAAGGUUUAUUUAAUAUUAAAAUACCAUCAAAUAAAGCUGUAUUAUAUGCAAGAUUAAUAAGUAUAUUUUUUGGAAUACUUAGUUUUUUAUUUGUAUUUAUUGUUGAACGACUUGGUAGUGUUAUGCAAGUUGCAUUAUCAUUUAAUGGUAUGGUUGGUGGUGUAACACUUGGUAUGUUUACACUUGGUAUGUUUAUACCAUGGGCAAAUGGAAAAGGUGCUAUUAUUGGUUCAAUAACAGCAUUAAUAAUUGUACUUUGGAUUGGCAUUGGUGCACAGGUUGAAAAUUUUUAUGAUGAAAUUAAUUUAGAUAGUAAAAUUACAUCAAUUGAUCAUUGUCCUUGUAUCAAUGAGACAACAGCUAUUUUAUUAUCAAUUAAUACUCAAGAAACAACAAUAUGGACAUCAACAAUAUCAAAAAUUUAUAAGAUAAGUUAUUUGUGGUACAGUAUGAUUGGUUGUAUGAUAACAGUCAUUGUUGGUACUGCUGUUAGUUUAUUAACUGGACCACAAAAUCCAGCUGAUUUAGAUAGUGAUUUACUUAGUCCACCAAUUAAAAGAUUUAUUGAUUCAUUAGCAACAAAAUCAUCUAGCUCCAAUGUCAAAGGAAUUACAAAUCUUUCAUUGGAACUUGAAGAUGACAAGAUCAAAUGCAACGUCAUCAAAAGUUCAAUUAAAUAAGUCAUCAAUAUUACAUAAUAUUAAUAUAAUUUUGAUGUAAUUUUUUUUUUUUGUUUUCGUUAUUAUUAUUAAAUAUUAAGUGAUGUGUAAUAUUUUAAAUUAUUUUUAAUUUUAAUAUAAUUUUGUUUUAUUUUUAAAAAAAUUUUUUUGUAUUUAUUGUUUUUUCGAUUUUAUUAUCUUUUAUUCUUGAUGGAUAACAGGUUUUAAUAUUUUUUAAUAUUUCAAAUUUAUUGAGAUUUUUCGAAUUUUUAAAUUUUAUAUUAUUGAAUUUUUUAAUUUUUUGUAUUUUUUAAAUACUUCAUUAUUCAUUAAUUUACAGGUCGUUAUUUUUAAAUGGUAUUGUACUUAUUUAUUAUGUAAUUUAAUUGUGUUGAGUAAAAAAAUAUUCUAGUAUUAAAAAUAUAUAAUUAUUGUAAAUAUUAAAAAUAAUUUGAAAUAUAAUAAAAAGAUAAUAAUAAAGUCAUUUUGGUACACGUCAUCAAGAAAAAAAUAAAAUUUAUCUCAUUUAAAAGCUGUAAAACAAAUAAAGUAUAAGAUUAUUUUUUUUGUUCAAAUAAAAUCUUCACAUUUAUAGGC